Misgurnus anguillicaudatus (oriental weatherfish) is the source of this 1368-nucleotide messenger RNA. RefSeq names its product transmembrane protein 101 (gene tmem101). Gene Ontology annotation, biological process: positive regulation of canonical NF-kappaB signal transduction. The record is from RefSeq and is a predicted model, not a curated record. NCBI's taxonomy places the organism in Eukaryota, Metazoa, Chordata, Actinopteri, Cypriniformes, Cobitidae.
UGGAACGUUCUAUUGACUUUCACUUCUUGUCAAUGUAAGUUCUUUGUCCACAUUUAACAGCGCGAGGGUCCUGGAAGGACUGAAAAGUACUUCCGCCAUCCUGAGCCAUGGCUGCUGCUGAAAACCGCAAAAAAGCAAUGAGAUUUCUCUCGCAGUUUGGAGCCUUUAUCUUGACUCGAUUCGCGUUCUGGAACUGCUUUUGCAUGCUGAUGCUGUUUGCGGAGCGGGCUGAUGUUAAAAGGAAGCCGGAUAUUCCAGUGCCUUACCUGUACAUUGAUUUGGGAGCUGCAGUGCUGUGUGCCAGCUUUAUGUCAUUUGGGGUGAAGAGAAGAUGGUUUGCGAUGGCUGCUGCCAUUCACUUGGCUCUGAGCACGUAUGUUUCCUAUGUUGGUGGGCAAGUCCAUUAUGGUGAUUGGUUAAAGGUGAGGAUGUACUCCAGAGCAAUGGCCAUUAUUGGAGGGUUUCUGGUGUUGGCCAGUGGAGCAGGAGAGGUUUAUAGACAGAAACCUCGCACACGUUCUCUUCAGUCAACUGGACAGGUCUUCAUUGGGAUCUACUUGAUCUGCAUGUUAUACACGCUACAGCACAGCAAGGAAGACAGGCUGGCCUACCUGGACCACAUUCCCGGUGGAGAGAUCACUAUCCAGUUACUAGUGCUUGUGUUUGGAGUGCUAGCACUUUCCUACCUCUCUGGCUGCUAUGUACGAGUGGCCUCCCAGAUCCUGGCCAUUCUGUUGCCUUUAGUUGUGUUAUUCAUCGACGGCAACGUCGGCUAUUGGCACCACACCCGCCGAGUGGAGUUCUGGAACCAGAUGAAGCUCAUCGGGCAGAAUAUCGGCAUCUUUGGCGCCGUGCUUAUUCUUGCUACAGAUGGAUGAAGGUCUGGGGAUAAAAUAACAUUCUGUACAGGCUCUGCUUGGGACCGAUAACACACUUCAAGAGUUUGUCUCAGGGGAUAUUAAAGAGUUUAUUGCCCACGCAAUGACAGAGAUUAAGUAUGUGUAUGUAAACAUACAGUACAGGAGGAUGCAGUUCUCAGCAUUGUGACUCAUUCGCCUUUGAAAUCUCUCAAAUACGCAAACAUUAAGUCUUUAAAAGACUGUUUACAUUUUGUUUAUGUUUCAUUUUAUGCAUUAUUUAAUUUUUACCUAUCUAAGUCUUAAAAUGUUAUUAAAUGUUAUUUAAAUUGAAUAAUGAAUUGUGCUCAGCUAUGAUGUAAGUUAUAGUGAUGUAUAGGGGAUUUCCCCUAAUGUUGCAGGUAGUUAAAAUAUCAAUUUUUAUUUUGCAUUUAUUCUCCAUUCCUUAUAGAACUUGGAUAAAAGUAUCGCAAUAUUGCUGUCAAUAAAAACAUCAUUGUUUUCUAUGAAA